AUGGCGUCCAACUUCAAGUUCUCACAGCCCCCGUCUACCCCUCGCCACCUUGCACCAGGGUACGGUGCUCCCCUCCCUCUCAUCGCUCCCUUGCAACCCCAUCGCGCUCCCCGCGAGUCGGUCCCUCCUGCCGGUUCUCCUUCAACCCCUUUAGGUUGUUCACCCCCUCGUCCUCCCGCUCCGGUCCCCGUUCCCGCUCCCGUGGAGUUGUUGCCUUCUCCAGACUAUAUUGCGCGUUUGGAGCUCGAGAAUUCCCACCUUCGCGAAGAUAAUCGGGCAAGUCUGGAGAAUGUGGUGCAUCGGCGUUCUCUGGAGGAGAGGGAUGCCCAAUUGCGGCAGACGGGCGUAGUCCUCGAGCAGCAACGUGGGUGUGUGGACGAAUUAAGCCAGCGCUUGGCUCAUAGCGUGGAGGAGUUGGAGGGGACUUGGGAACGUCUCGCUGACAUGUCGACCGCUUUGAGCGAGGUUGGCGAGGGCCGAGCGGCAGCUCACGUGCAGCUGAGGGAGGUGAAGGAGGUCUUGCGCGGCGUCGCAUUUGACCGGGACUUCCUGCGCGCUGCUCUGGGUGCGCGGGAGCGCAAGCUUUACUGGGUGGAUCACGCUCUGGAGGGAUUGGAGGCUCGCAACUCAUCUUUGCGCGCUCCGGCGGGUGGAUCGGCAGGGGAGCUUGACGCCCAGUACUUGGCGUUGCAGGGCCAGUAUUUGCGGCUGCUGCGCGAGUUUCGUCGUUCGCGCGUCCCUCGUGCUCUUUGUCGGCAUAUUCUUCACGACCGUAAUCGCUGGAGGGCCUCGUACCUUGGAACCGCUUCUCCCCCCUCUAUUCCCCCUCCCCCUUACUCUGAUCCCAGUUCCCCGAUGGAAUCUGUCUCCUCCAACGUUGCAGUCGAAGGCGCUGGUAGCGCGGUUGCGUCCGGUUCGCAGCCUCCCGCGAGAGCCGUCUUGGAGGGUCUGGAGGAGGGCGAGAUUGUGGAGGAUGGUGGGGUCAUGGGGGCCGAGGAGCUUAUGUAUCCGGACUAG
Messenger RNA from Schizophyllum commune H4-8, 1017 nucleotides. RefSeq lists its product as uncharacterized. The transcript has 3 exons. The record is from RefSeq and is a predicted model, not a curated record. Lineage: Eukaryota; Fungi; Basidiomycota; Agaricomycetes; Agaricales; Schizophyllaceae. The coding region runs from base 1 to 1017 and encodes 338 amino acids.